Pyrenophora tritici-repentis Pt-1C-BFP is the source of this 1568-nucleotide messenger RNA. Lineage: Eukaryota; Fungi; Ascomycota; Dothideomycetes; Pleosporales; Pleosporaceae. The record is from RefSeq and is a predicted model, not a curated record.
AUGACGGUCGUAUCACUCCUCCUGUCGCCGUACACGAUCCUCCUCCUUCCGGUCGUCUACUAUGUACUACCGUACCUCCGCAACUGGCAGAUUCGCAACAUUCCGGCGCCCUUCCCUGCCGCUUGGACGAACCUCUGGCUUCUGUGGCAGUGUCGACAGGGCAAACGCUUCCUCGCCGUACACGAGGCGCACAAGAAGUAUGGCAAGGUCGUUCGUAUCCAGCCACAUCACGUCAGUAUCGCAGAUGCGGACGCUAUCCCGCAGAUUUACGGCCAUGGUAACGGGUUCCUGAAGAGCGAGUACUAUGAUGCGUUUGUGUCGAUCAGACGUGGUCUUUUCAACACCAGGGACCGUGCGGAGCAUACCAGGAAGCGCAAGACUGUGUCUCACACCUUUUCCGCUAAGAGCGUUGGGCAGUUUGAACAGUACAUUCAUCACAAUUUGGCAGAGUUGCAGAAGCAGUGGGAUAGCCGGGCUGAGAGCGUCAAGGAUAAGGAUGGGUGGUAUCAGAUGGAUGCACUGCAUUGGUUCAACUACCUCGCUUUCGACGUCAUUGGCGAUUUGGCGUUUGGAGAGCCGUUUGGUAUGCUGAAGAAGGGCAGAGACGAGGCAGAGGUUAGCAAGGACGGAGUAAUCACGUAUGCGCCUGCGAUUGAAGUGUUGAACCGCAGGGGUGAAGUCAGUGGAACCAUUGGUUGCUUCCCCGCCAUCAAGCCCUACGCAAAGUACUUCCCAGACCCAUUCUUUAGCCAAGGUAUAAAAGCUGUCGAGAACCUCGCCGGUAUUGCAAUCGCUCGUGUCAACGCCCGUCUUGAGAAACCCUCUGAUCGCGUUGAUUUACUCGCCCGCCUCAUGGAAGGUCGUGAUGAAAACGGCAACAAGCUUGGUCGUGAAGAACUUACCGCUGAAGCCCUGACCCAACUCAUCGCCGGCUCCGACACUACCUCCAACACAUCCUGCGCUAUUCUGUACCACUGCCUGAAGCACCCAGACGUUGUCCGCAAACUUCAAGAAGAGCUAGACGCCGCCCUACCCGACCCGGACGCUGUGCCAGAGUUUGCCCAGGUCAAGGAUCUGCCGUACAUGGACGCGGUCAUCAAGGAAACUAUGCGCAUCCACAGCACCUCGUCCCUCGGUCUUCCCCGUCUCAUUCCCCCAGGCCCAGGAAUCACACUCCAGGGUCACCACUUUCCUCAAGGCACUGCUCUCUCCGUUCCCGCAUACACUAUCCACCACUCGACUGAGAUCUGGGGCCCCGAUGCCGAUGAGUUCAGGCCGGAGCGUUGGGAAACUAUCACCGAGCAGCAGAAGGCAGCUUUCAUACCAUUUAGCCAUGGACCCAGAGCUUGUGUGGGCAGGAACGUGGCUGAGAUGGAAUUAGCGCUGAUUGUUUCCACGGUGUUUAGACGGUAUGAGUUCGAGAUCAGGCAGGGAGAGUUGAAGACUAGGGAGGGAUUCCUGAGGAAGCCGCUUGCGCUGGAGGUAGGGAUGCGGAAGAGGAAGUUUUAGAGGACGAUGCCGAUGUGGAAGAAGUAUAGUAAGAGGGGGAGGCCGAUCAUCGUUUUUUU